AUGAAGAAACUUCGUAUGUUUUAUUGGUUCCUCUUUGUGGCAUUAAACCAAGGUAAAAUAUUUAAUUCAGUUGUUUUUGAAAUGGUUUGGUGAACUGUUGGGUUUUAAAUUGCAAAUGAUAAACAAUGGGGGCAUUGUUCGACAGGCCAUGAAACAUGAUCUCUGUAUGAACGCGACGCGAUUUUUUCAGUUCGAAACUGAAAGUCAAUAAACGCGUUGUUUCCAAUCAAAGCACUUACUAAUUUGUAACAUUUUUGUUCCAUUGUAGUUUCUAUUGUAUUUUCCGCUCAAGCAGCAAAACGCCAGUUUUCUGCCAUACAAGGUGGGUUCCAUACUACUAUGAAAUCUCUUAGCAUUAAAAAUGCCGUGCAAUAUAAAACAAUGAAAAGACAAUGGAACUUUCCGAUCACUGGAUCAUGACUGGAUGGCAUGGAAAACAGUGGGAUUUUCAAAACAAUGAAAAGACAAUGGAACUUUGCGAUCACUAGAUCAUUCAUCACUGGAUGGCAUAUCAUGACUGGGAUUUUCAAAACAAUCAAAAGACAAUGGAACAUUCUAAUCACUGGAUCAUGACUGGAUGGCAUGGAGAACAGUGGGAUUUUCAAAACAAUGGAAAGACAAUGGAACUUUCCGAUCACUGGAUCAUGGCUGGAUGACAUGGAGAACAGUGGAUUUUCAAAACAACAAAAAGACAAUGGAGCAUUCUGAUCACCGGAUCAUGACUGGAUGACAUGGAGAACAGUGGGAUUUUCAAAACAAUGGAAAGACAAUGGAACAUUUUGAUCACUGGAUCAUGACUGGAUGGCAAGGAGAACCAUGGGAUUUUCAAACCAGAAACCCUAACUAAAGUUCAUUUUUCUUUCAGCUCUUGCAGGACAGCUGGGUAGCUUUCCGUACACAGGGGUCGGAUGUUUUCGGGAUGCGAUCGCGAAGCCGAGGCCGUUUCCGGAGAUGCUCGGAAACCUUCGUAACCAGAUUGACCUGACCAACCCUAACUCCACAAUCGCAAAAUGUGCUGCAAAAGCAUACAUAGGUCAAUUCCAGUACUUUGGUAUCGAGUAUGUGGCCGAGUGUUGGAGUGGAGCUGGUGGGAAUCUGACGUACAAUAAAUACGGUCCAUCCUCACAAUGUGUCAACGGUCUCGGAGGAGACGAGAGUCUGUAUGUUUACAAGUUUAACAAUCCACGUAAGUCGAAUCUGGUUUUAAAUUUCUAUUAUUCUCAGCGUAGCCCCCAUAGGCACUCUAUAAUCGAGACAGAUGAACCAUGAAGAUACAUCCUCUGACGCGAAAGGGAGUUGAUGAUAUAGUUCCAAUUAUUUUUCACCCUGCUCGGUUUCCUUUGUUCUUACCGGUGAAUAUAUUCGUUUAAUAAUCCCCUCUAAUAUUCACCUGCGAUGUUUUGCAGCACAAAAAAAAUGAGAAAAAAAAACAUAACGAAGGCAAUAUGGCAUUAAGAAUUAUUUCUAUUCUGACUCAUUAACGCGACCUCCCAAUGUGAAAAAUAAGUACGUUAUUUUGAGGCACCUCGGGGAUAUAUCCCCUCACAUAUCCCCUCGUUGCCUCAAAAUAACCUAUACUUCUCUCUAGUUCUCGUCAACUUUGAGCUGGUUGAAAUUCUCAUGAGAGAUGAUGACAGGUUUUGCUCGUUCGACUUGUCUGGUAAUAUUUAAUCAACUCUCGUAAACUCUUGUUCUUGUUUGAGAAAACUUUCACGCCAACUCUAGCUUGCAUUUGAACAUCAACUCAUGCACCCUCUCAUCAACUUUUGAGCUCAGGUUCAAAUUUUCAUGAGAGUUGAUGAGAGUCCUCCCUAUGCGAUAUGAUAUUUCUGAUAUUUCAUAUUUCUAUUGCGCGAGUUUUCAUAUGUAUAGGAUCAAGUGCGCAUUACAAUCACAGCCGGAACUGGCGUGAAGCAGACCGAGGUAGACUGUGAGCUUACAGAUGGCGCUUUAAGCAGCCGCUAUUAGGCCAUACCUCAUUAAUGAUCUGCCCCUAACCUAUGUGCCUAACCCACUCUGUCAACUUUCCUGUGGGAGGAGACCGGAGUAACCGGCAGAAACCCACGACUUUCGGCAGAGCGUUGACUUUUACUCUUUCCACACGAGGACUGGGUUUGAAUUGAAUUGAAUUUAUUAAUUGACAUUCCCUAAAAUGGAUUUUCAAUGACAAUUUACAUGGAUUUUAGAAGGAAUUAUGAGUUAUCGACUAUAUAUAUUUACAACAAUCUUAUCAAAGUUAUUACGCGAACUAAAAUUAUACUAUAUAUUAUGGUUUAUCUGUUAAAAAAGUUAAAAAGGAGGACAUCGCUCCUCAAUACGAAUUGUCUUAAGUUUCGUCUUAAAAUUGUUCAAAUCACUAAUUGAUUUCAGCUCUGUAUCUAGACCAUUUCAUAUCUUAGUCCCUCGGUAUUUGAACGAUCUUUGACCGAUCGAUUUGAACGAUCUUUGACCGAUCGAUGUCCUAUUUUGGAAUAUCCAUGCAGGUCUUCGAGUCACAUUGAGAAAUUCUCACUGAGAUUUGAACCUGUGACCUUAGGCUUAGAGGUAAAAGGCAAGUGCGCUAACCACUUCGCCACCAAAGCCCCUCACAAUAUACCAUAAAGGGAUUCUUGUUCUCUUUUGACCAAUGUUUUAUUCAAUCACACGAUAAUUUCAAUUCAAAUCCUUGAUUUACAGCCAAACCGCUACCAAAUCCUGCAAGUCUAGGCUGUUUUCCAGCGCAAACAACGGUCGAACUUAAGAAUGGCCGACAGAUAACGAUGGCCGAGCUACAACUUGGCCAAGAGGUUAAAACACUAGAUCCAAACGGCGGCGUCAAAUUUUCUGAAGUUAUUGCGUUCCUACAUAAACUUCCAACUGGGUCGUACACAUUUCUUCGAUUUAUGCUUGAAGGAGGGUUAGAGGUUACCCUAACCCCGGAACAUUUGAUUUAUGCCUCGCCUCGAAAAGCCUUGGUUCGUCAAGCUGUGUUUGCAAGGGAUGUAAAAGUUGGUGAUAAAUUUGUUACAUCUGGUGGGAUUAUGAAGUCAGUUCUAAAAAUAACCACAGUCAGUGACGUCGGUUUAUAUGCUCCACUAACCAUCGAUGGCAAUCUGUUCACGGAUGGUGUCCUAGCCUCGUGUUAUGCGCAUGUGCGAAGCCACGAGUUGGGUCACCUAAUGAUGGUUCCUGUCCGAGCCUUGGGGCAGGCUUUGCGUAUAAUUGGAGAAAUAUCAUUCACUGUGCCUUCAUUGGACAAUAUACCGAGUGCAAACGCCUGGGACACUGCUGUAAACUAUUACACUCGCACGCUAUUGGCAUUUACUAAUUAUCUGCCAUUUAAAGACUCAAUUAUAAGCGUCCAGCCUGGAAUGUAG
Paramuricea clavata is the source of this 3356-nucleotide messenger RNA. The record is from the annotation of a GenBank genome assembly. Lineage: Eukaryota; Metazoa; Cnidaria; Anthozoa; Malacalcyonacea; Plexauridae.